Molecule: messenger RNA, 1222 nt
Organism: Formica exsecta
Lineage: Eukaryota; Metazoa; Arthropoda; Insecta; Hymenoptera; Formicidae
Product: homeobox protein abdominal-A homolog
Exons: 2
Coding region: 1-426 (141 amino acids)
Biological process (GO): negative regulation of transcription by RNA polymerase II; anterior/posterior pattern specification
Cellular component (GO): nucleus
Molecular function (GO): DNA-binding transcription factor activity, RNA polymerase II-specific; RNA polymerase II cis-regulatory region sequence-specific DNA binding
Source: RefSeq, a predicted model, not a curated record
AUGCGAAAUUUGUUAACAUUUUCAGGUCCUAAUGGCUGCCCGAGGCGCAGAGGUCGACAAACGUACACGCGGUUCCAAACACUGGAAUUAGAAAAAGAAUUUCACUUCAAUCACUAUCUGACGCGACGGCGACGAAUAGAGAUUGCACAUGCGCUCUGUCUAACGGAACGACAGAUCAAGAUCUGGUUCCAAAAUCGGCGAAUGAAGCUGAAAAAGGAGUUGAGAGCGGUUAAGGAGAUCAACGAGCAGGCCAGACGCGAGCGCGAGGAGCAAGACAUGAUGAAGAAACAGCAGGCGGAGAAACAGGCCAAGUUGCAGCAGGAGCAGCAGAGUGCCGCCCUUCAGCACCAGCAGCAGCAUCACGUAAGCGGCCUGGAAAAGACGCAAAGCGAUCUUCUGAAGGCAGUUAGUAAGGUACCCACAUAGGAUACCUUACUGAGCCGACUCUCUUUCUUUUAAGGAAGACACAAGAGACUGGAGUGGCCUGGACGAAGACUCCGAAGCGAAGUAGUUGGUAAGCUCGGCUACGUAAGAAGAUGAUCCUGAGUUCCUCUUCUUUGACCUUCACACGCGAGAAACAGGUACGAAACAUCCGACGCAAAAGAUUUUUGCGAUCUUCUUCGGUGUGCCAGUGAGUUCGCAAAUAGAGAACUUCGUGGUCACCGGUCUUGCAUCGAGAUAGAAGAUGGCGAGAAUUUAGGAGAUUCUGGAAGAUACACACGGAGCGCGGCAGUCUUCUCCGGGCAGGGAAAGGUACGACGAAUGCCUUGCUGAGUCGGUUCUCCCUUUUGUUUCUUUUUUUACGCAAGAAAGAAAAAAUUACGUAGACAUUACACUAGAGAAAGAACUCUGAAAGCAGAUAGAGAAUGUGACCGCACCCUAUCCCCCAGCUACGUACUUACUUGGCUAGCCCCCGUAGAGCGAAAUUGCCUCGGGGUUCAGCCUGUGACUGAUUCCUAGAACGUAUAAUGUAUAUUGUUAAUCGGGUGCUACAUAAUGAGCCAUUAUCGCAUACGACGAACACACGAAUUGGCGCGAUACUGCCAUGGACGGAGCCAAUUAUUAUAUCGAGGCGGUGAGUAGACUAGUUAAAUGGGCCAAAACUGAAGGAUUAAUGGUCGUAUGGCCAACCGAAUUAUCAACUACGACGACGCUAAUUAAUCGAUUAAUUGAUCGAACCUUGAAAGAAGGAAGUAAUUUAAUCAAGCUGUACGAACGAGCG